Prunus armeniaca (apricot) is the source of this 1122-nucleotide messenger RNA. Lineage: Eukaryota; Viridiplantae; Streptophyta; Magnoliopsida; Rosales; Rosaceae. The record is from the annotation of a GenBank genome assembly.
AUGGAAUCCAGCUCUGCUUCAGCAGGUGAUCACAACAUCAAAGGGGUACCUGCCCACGGUGGACGCUAUGUUCAGUACAAUGUGUACGGUAACUUCUUUGAGGUUUCUAGGAAGUACGUCCCUCCCAUAAGGCCCGUAGGGAGAGGUGCUUAUGGUAUUGUUUGUGCUGCUGUGAAUGCUGAGACUCGUGAGGAGGUUGCCAUUAAGAAGAUUGGUAAUGCAUUUGACAACAGAAUUGAUGCCAAGAGGACUUUACGAGAAAUUAAACUUCUUCGGCACAUGGAUCAUGAAAAUGUUAUUGCCAUCAAAGACAUCAUACGGCCUCCACAGAAGGAGAAUUUCAAUGAUGUCUACAUUGUUUAUGAAUUAAUGGACACUGAUCUUCAUCAGAUUAUACGGUCCAACCAACCUUUGAAUGAUGAUCAUUGUCGGUACUUUCUGUAUCAGUUGUUAAGAGGGCUCAAAUAUGUACAUUCCGCAAAUGUUUUGCAUCGUGAUUUGAAGCCCAGUAAUUUGCUCAUGAAUGCAAAUUGCGACCUUAAGAUUGGAGAUUUUGGCCUUGCAAGGACAACAUCUGAAACUGAUUUCAUGACUGAGUAUGUUGUUACUCGUUGGUACCGAGCACCGGAGUUACUCCUCAAUUGUUCGGAGUACACUGCAGCAAUUGAUAUAUGGUCUGUAGGUUGCAUUCUUGGGGAAAUUAUGACCAGACGGCCCCUGUUCCCUGGCAAAGACUAUGUACAUCAGCUGAGACUCAUAACAGAGCUCCUAGGUUCACCUGAUGACUCCAGCCUUGGAUUUUUACGAAGUGAUAAUGCUCGAAGAUAUGUCCGACAACUACCUCAGUACCCAAAGCAGAGCUUUUCUGUUGGAUUUCCUAAUAUGUCUCCUGGCGCUGUUGAUUUGCUAGAGAAGAUGCUUGUCUUUGACCCUAACAGGCGCAUUACAGUUGACGAGGCUCUUUGCCACCCCUACUUGGCACCUCUUCAUGAUAUCAACGAGGAGCCCAUCUGCCCGAUGCCUUUCAAUUUUGAUUUUGAGCAACCAUCCUUUACAGAAGAGAACAUCAAGGAGCUCAUCUGGAGAGAAUCUGUAAAGUUCAAUCCAGAUCCAAUUCACUGA